CCUCCAUUUUGCCCCUACCGCGCACUGCUAGGCCGCCGCUGUUGCCCACGCCCACGCCCACGCCCACUGCCCGCGCGCGAGCCAGGCCAGCUAGCUGCUCUGUUCAGGCGCCACGCCGCCAUGGCAACCGUGAGGCGCCGUCGCGGCCGUGCACUGCGCGCGGUCCUCCUGCUGCUCGCCACGCUGCCGGCGGCGACCCUCGCGCCGGCCGGCGGCGGCUCGGCGGCGUUCCUGGAGGACGGCAUGACGGUCCUCGGCGCGGUGGGGGCGGCGGCGAAGGUGGGCGGCGGCGGCAAGGCGCAGGGCAGCGCGAACGCGAACGCGAGCGGGACGCGGCCGGGCGGGGGCGGCAGGUACUACCUGGGGUGGAAGGAGGAGAUCGCGGCGCUGGCGGGGCGGCCCGAGCUGGCGGCGUGGCUGCGCGGGGUGCGGCGCCGGAUCCACGAGCGGCCCGAGCUGGCGUACGAGGAGGUGGAGACCAGCCGCCUGGUCCGCGACGAGCUGGCCGCCAUGGGCGUCGGCUUCCGCCACCCGCUCGCGCGCACGGGCGUCGUCGCCACGCUCGGCACUGGCCGCCCGCCCGUCGUCGCGCUCCGGGCCGACAUGGACGCGCUGCCCAUCCAGGAGGCCGUGGAGUGGGAGCACAAGAGCAGGAACCCCGGGAAGAUGCACGCGUGCGGGCACGAUGCGCAUGUGGCCAUGCUCCUCGGCGCCGCCAGGAUCCUCAAGGCCCGCGAGCACCACCUCAAGGGCACAGUGAAGCUUCUGUUCCAGCCGGCCGAGGAGUCCGGGUGCGGCGCGAAGCGGAUGAUCGAGGACGGCGCGCUGGAGGGUGUGGAGGCCAUCUUCGCCGUGCACGUGUCGCACCAGCACCCGACCUCCGUGAUCGGGUCCCGGACGGGGGCCCUCCUCGCCGGCUGCGGCUUCUUCAAGGCCGUGAUCCGCGGCGACGCGCGGGAUGAGCGGCGGCGGCGAUCCGCGGACCCCGUCCUGGCCGCGUCGUCGACCAUCAUCAGCCUCCAGAGCCUCGUCUCCCGCGAGGCGGACCCCCUCGACUCGCAGGUGGUGUCGGUGGCCGUGGUGAACGGGAGCGACGCCAGCGGCGGCGGCGGCGCGGCGGCGCCGCUGGUGCUGGGCGGCACGUUCCGCGCCUUCUCGAACGCGAGCUUCUACCAGCUGCGGCGGCGGAUCGAGGAGGUGAUCGCGGCGCAGUCGCGGGUGCACGGGUGCGCGGCGGCGGUGGACUUCUUCGAGGACGAGAGCUUCUACCCGCCGACGGUGAACGACGCGCGCAUGUACGGGCACGUGCGGCGCGUGGCGUCGGAGCUCCUGGGCGCGGGCAGCUACCGCGACGUGCCGGCGAUGAUGGGCGCCGAGGACUUCUCCUUCUACUCGCAGGCGGUGCCGGCGGGGUUCUACUACAUCGGGGUGCGGAACGAGACGCUGGGGUCCGUGCACACGGGCCACUCGCCCUACUUCAUGAUCGACGAGGACGUGCUCCCCACCGGCGCCGCCGUGCACGCCGCCAUCGCCGAGAGGUUCCUCGCCGACCACGCCUCGCUAACAGGCUCCUCGUCCCCCGACGACCUGGCCCAGGAACAGGAGCCGUGACCGACCCGGCACGGACAAUAGCGCGGCCGGCUAUCUGAUCGAUCGACCGAUCGACCAGCGCGAGGCCGCGCGCCCGCGGCUGCCGGCGCCGGCGCGGGCACGGUGGAGACUGAUGGUUCUGGCUGGCCAUCGCUCGGGCGUCUUGGGUGGUGGUGGUGGGGGUGGUUUCCUUUGCGGCGUGGUGUUGGAACGCGGGCUCGGAUUAGUUUAGUUUUUGUGGCCGUCGGGCUCGUGAUCGAUCGGCUGGCGAUCCGCGGCCGUGACGCGCCGGUGGGUUGGGGGUUUUCCCGUGUUCCGUUGCGUGAGCCAAGGAGCCGUGACCCGUGAGGGACGGGCGGUUUCGCGCGUGUAAAGCAAGUGUGGCGUUCUGCUGAUGGGAUACUGGGCUGUACGUACGUGUUUUCGCCCCAGCUGGGGGGUGUAUUGGGGAAUGAUCGGCGCUUCUCUUUUCUUCUUUGGCCCAUGAUUGUUUGGGCCUGAAGAUAAACUGAAUUGGUGGAACAGAGAUGUACUGGGCCUAAAGUUAUUGGGCGAGGAAAGCAUAGCCCAUUUUCCUGUAAGCACCAAAAAAAA
Messenger RNA from Panicum virgatum (switchgrass), 2184 nucleotides. Its product is annotated as IAA-amino acid hydrolase ILR1-like 6. Gene Ontology annotation, molecular function: IAA-Ala conjugate hydrolase activity. Bases 121 to 1611 code for a protein of 496 amino acids. The record is from RefSeq and is a predicted model, not a curated record. The transcript has 3 exons. Lineage: Eukaryota; Viridiplantae; Streptophyta; Magnoliopsida; Poales; Poaceae. Gene Ontology annotation, cellular component: endoplasmic reticulum. Gene Ontology annotation, biological process: auxin metabolic process; jasmonic acid metabolic process.